Gongylonema pulchrum is the source of this 261-nucleotide messenger RNA. NCBI's taxonomy places the organism in Eukaryota, Metazoa, Nematoda, Chromadorea, Rhabditida, Gongylonematidae. The record is from the annotation of a GenBank genome assembly.
AUGUGCGAAACUCUUGGAAUUGAUGUGGAUUAUCGUACACCAAGUGUUCUCUACGAAGAGGUAUCAGUGCCGGCGUCCGUUGAUAAUCAACAGUUCAUCGAUUUUCUGCUGGAAAAAGGAAUUUCUUUCUCAAACAAAUCAAAAUACCGAUUGGCUCGUUCGCAUGGACAUACAGGUGGCAUUGUGGGACGCAUUCCGGAUAUUGUUGUUUGGCCAGCAAGCGAGGAUCAAGUCGUGGAGGUAAGUGAAGGAAAUAAUUAG